ACAACAAGCCAACUGCUAGGGAAGGUAAAGUGAACUAUUAUGGGAAUCAACAUAGUUAACCGCACAUUACUUGCUAAACUGACGGAUGAGACUUAAUAUUGUCUAAUGUAUCACAGGAACAUUUAAAAAGGAAGCAGGAAAACAUGGGGUCUGCUGCACACAAAGUGUGUGUGCUCCUGUGUUUUUGGGUCUCAGGAUCAUGCUACACACUCCAGACCGUGGGCCCAUGUACGGUCAACAGAAAGACGGCUGCAUUUGACUGUAGUGGGAAAAGACUUACAUCAGUACCAAAGCACAUCUGGACAAACGUAACCGAACUGGACCUGUCUGACAAUCUCUUAGACUUGACCCACACUGAUAACUUCAAGCGGCUGAACCUCUUCAGCCAUUUAGUUUCACUCAACCUAUCAGGCAACUACCUCCCCCUACUGUUAAAAGAGCAUCUCUACAGCUUUUCUUCUCUUAAAGUACUAGACCUGAGUAGGUGUAAACUGGCCACAGUGGAGGCAGACGCUCUGACCGGCCUUUCCAGUUUACAGAUGCUCUUCCUGGGGGACGUUCAGUCGACUGCAGUUAAAGACCUGAGAUUGAGUCCGUUUGUGGAAAUCAGAGGAGAAGAGAAUAACAGACAGAAAGUGGGAGACAGAGUAUUGAUUAGCAGAGCAUCAAAACGCACAGCACAGGAUGACCACUAUGAUGGCUAUUCUAAGGAUGUCAACCAUGGAGUCUUUCUUCGUAAACUACUCGCAGUGACAACAAUACAACCACAAAGCAACAGUACAAGUGCUAAUGUUUCAGCUUCAACAACAAGUGAACCCAAAAGGUCUUCAGAAAGCUGGAAGGUCCUUGUGGCUGUUCUGGGGUCAGCUAUCACCCUCUCUAUUUUUAUCGCUUUGAUGGCCAAGUACAAAGUCUUGCACAAGUAUCUGGCGAGCUACAGACACUCCAGGCUCAGCGAAGUAGAUGCCACGAGUCAGUGUGACCCUGCAAAUUUUGAGGUGGGAUUCUCGACCCAGGGUGGCCCCGGGACUCGCGCAGCUGCACCUACCAAUGGCGCUGAGGAGGAUGACGACGGGUUUAUUGAAGACAACUAUAUUCAAGCGAGUGAGACAGAGAGAGCCGCAAGAGCAGCAACACUGACUGAUGACGAUGAUGAGGAGGAAGAGAUUGAAUUUAGUAUUGGUUAGCAUUAUUAUGUGUAAUGAGGUUAAAUCUUAUUUAUAAUAACUUGCAUUAAGUAGUCAUUAACAAACAAACAUACUUCAUAAUCAGUUGCUGAACUAUUUUUUUGAAUAAUUCAUUGAAAAAAAAAAGAGAAGAAUAUACAGUGGCCCUAAGUAUUUGACGACUUAUGCUACUUAGUGUAAUAUUUCCAAAGAAAAAUCGAUAACGCUUUACAAUAAGGUUCACUAGUUAACAUUAGGUAACUACAUUAGUUAACAUGAACUAGCAUUUCAGCAUUUACUAAUGCAAAAUUACAAUAUUAAAAUCACAAGUUGUGUUUGUUAACAUUAGUUAAUGCACUGUGAACUAACAUGAACUAACAACGAACAACUAUUUUUAUGAACUAACAUUAGCAAAGAUUAAUAAAUACUGCAAUAAAUGUAUUGUUCAUAGUUCAUCUUGUUAGUUAAUAGGCCCUACAUUAACUAAUGUUAACAAUUGACACCUUAUUGUAAAGUGUUACUGAAAAAUCUUUUCUGUUUUAAUAUUUUCUGCUCUAUUUUGACACGUCCAAAUAGUUUAUAGGGCCACUUUGUUGAAAGCAUCUGAAAAUAUAUGAAUCAAAGCUGAAUGACAUUUGAAUGUACAGUAGGCAUAUAGGCAUUUAUACAAUUUUUGUUGACAUUAUUAAUGAAAGUUAUUGUAACACUUUACUUUAAAUGAUAAUAUUAAUUAAUUGUCUAAUAUAUUGUCUUUCUAGAAAUUGGAUUUACAUUUACUUUCAAUUGCGUUCUGGACCAUACAUAUUUUGUAUUUUGUAUGUUUCUCUUCAUUUCUAUUUUUUUUUUUUUUUUUUUGAGAAAACGUUCUUUCAUUGGCCACUGGGCGCCGCCUUUGUGUACUUUAUUACUUAGCCUAGAAUUAAAUAUUACAAGGUUAUUAAUGAUAUUAUUAUGUAUUUUGAUAUUGUUAUAUAAUAUAACACAAAUUAAACAUUGCAUGGCAUUCAC
This is a messenger RNA of Labeo rohita (rohu), 2174 nucleotides long. RefSeq names its product chromosome 6 C1orf210 homolog (gene c6h1orf210). The record is from RefSeq and is a predicted model, not a curated record. Gene Ontology annotation, molecular function: protein binding. Bases 144 to 1187 code for a protein of 347 amino acids. NCBI's taxonomy places the organism in Eukaryota, Metazoa, Chordata, Actinopteri, Cypriniformes, Cyprinidae. The transcript is spliced from 5 exons.